AUGUUGAUUGUUGUAAAGGUCAGGCAGAAGGGUAUUGUUGCGGAGAGACAGUCAAGGAGGGAUGAUGAGGAGGGAGGAGAGGGAGAAGGGGGAGAUUAUGGAGGAGAUGGGGGUGGGGGAGGAGAUGGGGAGGGAGGAGAUGGAGACGAGGACAUAGACAUCGGUGGAGACACCGAGUCUAACAACAAUGGAUAUGAUGAUGAUUCGACUUUAGGAUCAACGAGCAGCGAGGAUGGGGAUUAUACUAACAUGCCCAAGUUGGAGGAUGUACCAGUUGCAAAGGGAGGUGGGGAUGGAGGACAGGGUGGUGAUGGAGACGAUGAUGAUUCGCAAAUUUUGAGAGAAAGGAUUCAGAGUUUGGAGGAUGAGGUUGUGAGACUAAGGCAAUGA
This is a messenger RNA of Cryptomeria japonica (Japanese cedar), 390 nucleotides long. RefSeq lists its product as uncharacterized. NCBI's taxonomy places the organism in Eukaryota, Viridiplantae, Streptophyta, Pinopsida, Cupressales, Cupressaceae. The transcript is spliced from 2 exons. The record is from RefSeq and is a predicted model, not a curated record. Bases 1 to 390 code for a protein of 129 amino acids.